GAGGCAGCAUUGGUGUCGUGGACCUUAGUCACCCUAAUUAUAUUUUCCUCCAAUCAUCGUUGUUUGUAGCUCUUCGCCAAGUCAUCAUGCCCUCCCGAGCCACCAAGCGCUCGAUGUUGGCCUUCCUCUUGGCCAUGAUCGUGGCCAUUGCGUGCAUGUUGGUGCUUUCCAAUCAGGUACCGAGUGUUGCGGCUGCCCCUGCCAAUUCACGCGACUCAAAACGCUUCGUAGUCGAUGAAGCGUUCGACGAAGACGAGGAGGAGGACGAUGACUGGGACUUUAUGGACGACGACGCCAUCCUGGGGCUCUCAGAGCAAGACAACAAUGACAUUAAGACUGAUACUGACGAGAGCAAGGAAACCUGCGUGGACUCGCUGCCCAUUGAUCUCGUGGACGACGACUACUGCGACUGUCAGGACGGUAGCGAUGAACCCAACACGUCGGCAUGUUCCCACGUAUUGCUACACUCCGAGACACCUCCGUUCGGUCCGGAAUUUAACUGUAAAGCGGACGACAAGAUGGUGUCAUUAGCCUUCGUGCACGACGGCGUGUGCGAUUGCUGUGAUGGCAGUGACGAGAGGGACGGACUGUGUGCUAACACUUGUGCCACCGAGUGGGAGCGGAGACUCCAGACGCUUCAGGAAAGACUGAACGUAGUGCAAAGGGGACUAAAACGUCGGACAGAGUAUUUAGCAGGAUCUGUAGACAAAGUACAGAAGCUCAAGGAGGACUUUGAACGACUUGCGGAAGCCUAUCAGUCUGGACAAAGAGCGUUCGAGGAUUUGCAACGGCAGGCACAACACAACCCGGAGCUGCGAGGACAGCUUGAGCAGUCGUACAAUGUGCUGCGUAGAGUGCAGUAUAUCACGUACAUCCAAAGUCGUGUGGUUGAUCCGAGUACAUUUUCGGACGCGGCAUGGAAACCUGCUUUCGUCGAGCUGGUGGGGGAAUGCUACACGUACACGGUAAACGAGAAGGAACUGAAGGGAGGAACCCCCAACGUCAUCCCUCGCAAGUACGACAUGGUGUUGUGUCCAUUCCAGAACGUAUCGCAGACUGAGCCUUUAUAUCCCGAGUGGACGAAGGCGGAGCGUCAAACGAAGGUCGGAGAUAAAGUGGCAGAUGAGAAGGAAGAGGAAGUAGAGGUGCCACGUCCCAUCGGUCUUGGGAUCUGGAAUGAGUGGCAAGAGUCUGUUAACUUUGCGCGUGUGCAGAGUUACAACCAUGGCGAGCCUUGUGCCAAUGGACAGGAGCGUCACACACGCGUGGAGCUGUUGUGUGGUGAGCAGAAUCGUGUCGUGUCUGUAGAGGAACGUGAGAUGUGCCAGUAUGAGGUUCGCUUCGAAACGCCAGCGGCAUGUGGGCAAGCAGAACAAGACGUGUUGCAAGACGAAAUCUCUCGCGUUAAGACUUUCUUUAAGACGAAGGACGUGGGUGAAUUUGCAGGUCACGAAGAACUGUAAUGUCGAAUAGAACUGCGUUGAAGUAUCGUCAACAAACUCACCUCGCCAUCAUCUUUAUUAAACUUUGUUUGCGUGA
This is a messenger RNA of Phytophthora nicotianae INRA-310, 1539 nucleotides long. RefSeq lists its product as hypothetical. Bases 87 to 1463 code for a protein of 458 amino acids. Gene Ontology annotation, cellular component: glucosidase II complex. Lineage: Eukaryota; Oomycota; Peronosporomycetes; Peronosporales; Peronosporaceae. Gene Ontology annotation, biological process: N-glycan processing. Gene Ontology annotation, molecular function: protein binding. The record is from RefSeq and is a predicted model, not a curated record. The transcript has a single exon.